AUGUUCAAGAAAGAUAUCCCGUCGACCAACCGCUCGAAGGUCAAGUCUUCAGUGCAGCGUGGCUUGCGCCAAAAGCUGUUGGAGACCUACCCCGGUUUUGAGCCAUACAUUGAAGAAAUCCUGCCCAAGAAGGCAUCUCUAGAGGCCGUCAAGCUUCCCGACCGCGUUACUCUCUACACAAUAGACUCAACCCCUCUCUUCUUCCAACCCUUCGACGGGCCCCCAAUCCCCCACCUCAAGCUCGUCCACGCCUUCCCCUCCGCCCUCCCAACCAUCCAAAUCGACCGCGGUGCCAUUCGCUUCGUGCUCUCCGGUGCCGCACUCAUGGCUCCGGGACUGACAUCGCCCGGUGGCUCGUUGCCGGACGCUGCGAACGCGCUCGAGGCUGGUUCUAUCGUUGCUGUGAAGGCCGAGGGCAAGGAGGAGGUUUGUCUUGUUGGUGCGCUGAAGAUGGGUACCGAGGAGAUGAAGUCCAAGGGCAAGGGAGUUGUUAUGGAUGAGGGUCAUUACUUGGGUGAUGGACUGUGGAAACUGCAGUUGGAUUAG
Messenger RNA from Penicillium longicatenatum, 546 nucleotides. RefSeq names its product translation machinery-associated protein 20. The transcript has 3 exons. Gene Ontology annotation, molecular function: RNA binding. The record is from RefSeq and is a predicted model, not a curated record. The coding region runs from base 1 to 546 and encodes 181 amino acids. Lineage: Eukaryota; Fungi; Ascomycota; Eurotiomycetes; Eurotiales; Aspergillaceae. Gene Ontology annotation, biological process: formation of translation preinitiation complex.